Molecule: messenger RNA, 1626 nt
Organism: Rotaria sordida
Lineage: Eukaryota; Metazoa; Rotifera; Eurotatoria; Philodinida; Philodinidae
Source: the annotation of a GenBank genome assembly
AUGAAUAUCAUUCAAUUAGCCGCUGCUCUUUUCGAAACGACUGACAUUAGCGCUUUAGAAAAAAUUCAUCAUAAAUGUUUUGGUGAUCGAAAGAUGGAUACAGCACCUGGUGAUUAUCGUGCAAAAAUGUAUUUGAUAGAAGGAAUGAUUUCAAUACUCAAAGGACAAUGUUUCGAUGCUGUUGGUAAAUUUCAUCAAGCAAUGGCUUGUUUACCUUCUGAGGAGACGGCCACGGCACUAGUCAUAUUGAUGAGUGAUUCCAUAUUUCAUCAAGCACUUAUUAACGAAUUGCUAUCAGCAGUUAGUGUACUAGUCACCAGCGGUCUCAAGAGUGCACUUGCCGCUCCCAUUCAUCCUCCACCAUCGGAGUUUGCCGCCGAAAAUUAUCUCACUGCUAAUAUACGCAUUAAUCUUGUGCGCAAAUAUGAACGUGCCAUUUUGAAACGUCUAACUAAGGAUUCAUUGCAAUCAGCUUUUUCCUACAUUGACAUGUGCGACGCAGUCCAUGAUCCAACUUGUCUUGUAUCGAAUUGGACAAUUGCAUAUGAAGAACGAAGUGCACGAUCAAUGAUUCGCUCACAAUUGGAAGAAGUCGAUCGACAAAUUGUUGAGGAUGCCGUUGAAAAUAUUUGUGAUCAGGCUCAUAUUUCAAUCUCGGACACAGCACAAUCUUAUGUCAAAGCAUGGCUCGACAAUCAAUACGAUGGCGCUGAACAAUUGGCUCGUUUCAUUGCCGAUAGACUCACCACUCGUGAUCAUGUACUGAUGCGUCCACUGAUGCAUCCCCUUGAACAAUUAGGAAUUUGUGUACGCGAAAAUGAAGAUAAAUUUGAUGCAAUGAAACAUUCUGAUAAUACUUGCAAUUGGGUACCAGCCGUCUUUUUGAACAAAACAGGCAACGGCAUGCGUAUCUAUGGUGGAGUCAAUUUGCAACUCAAACUAACUGAAGGUCGAGUACCGAUAAACAAUCUGGCUUCGCAAUACAAUGCUGCAAAUGUUUUUGCCAGCCAAACGAAUGUCUCAGCAACAGGUCCUCGUAACAGGCAAGAGUAUCAUGCGAUGAAACAAAAUCUUAUCGUUGCAUCAGCCACAAAUAAUACUGGAUCGUCCAGAGGUGGUGCUUCAGGAAGUGGAAGUUCUUCAAGUGGAAAUAGUUCAGGUCGCGGUGGAAGUUCGUCGAGAGGUGGUAAUGGUAGAAAGCCACCAUAUGAUACAGGAAGUUCCACAGGGAAAGAAUCAAAUGCCAAAACUACGCCAACAGAAAGACAAUUUCCUGCUUAUCACGCACAUGGACACGAAAAGCGCACAGGCAUAGGAGCCACGCCAAAGCUUAUCGAUCACAUGGCUUCGCGUGCUCAGAACAACCCUGAAACUCAUCCAACAGAAAAAAGUCUUUAUCAUUGGAAAACAAACAUGACCAAGGGUGAUUUUACACUACUAAAAGAAAAAGUUCAGACGCCUAAAAAUGCAAACGCUGGAUUUCAGACAAUGACUCUUCGAAUAUAUCAAGGUAGAACAGCUGAUGGUAAAGAAAUUGAAAUACGUACAUCAAAUAUUGAUGGGAAAGGUGAACGUAUCACUACGGCGUUCGAAAGCACGCUUCACAAAGACAAGGAUUCAUCUUAG